Pungitius pungitius (ninespine stickleback) is the source of this 1488-nucleotide messenger RNA. Its product is annotated as hepatic and glial cell adhesion molecule-like. The transcript has a single exon. The coding region runs from base 172 to 1152 and encodes 326 amino acids. The record is from RefSeq and is a predicted model, not a curated record. Lineage: Eukaryota; Metazoa; Chordata; Actinopteri; Perciformes; Gasterosteidae. Gene Ontology annotation, cellular component: cell-cell junction.
GCAGACUCUUGACCAAUAAAGUUUCCUUCCCAGUCUUUAAGAGUCUGUGGUUUGUGUGUCAGUUUGACUUUUUAGGCUACUCAACUGGACAGUACUGCUUCUCCAACGGGUCUUGUGGAUCAAAGAUUCAACUGGAGAAGAGAAUCGUUCCAUCCACAGACACCUUGGCUCAUGGCGUGUCUUGCUACCACUGUUGGUGCCAUCAUUCUGUCGGGAUUCAUCAACCUCACAGCAGCAAACAAGGACACAUGUGAUCUUCACGCUGCAGUCGGACAGAGUCUCACUCUGCCGUUUGUCCACGAGGGAACGGCAAAGUCCGAUGUGUUGCGAUGGACUCACAACAGCAGCAUCAUUUUCUACAGGCAACACGGCAGAGUGUCCGUCGGAAGGUCGGAGGACAUGUCUGCAAACGGAUCUCUUUUGCUGAGGAACCUACAAUUCUCGAGUGCCGGGACUUACCAAGUAAAUGUGCUGAAUGUCAACGGUACACUGGCUAAAGCGUGGACCGGGCGUCUCUGCGUGACGGACAGGGUCCCGAAACCUCAAGUCACCUACACGUGCGACCUCAAGUCUGGCGCCGUUCAUCUGAGCUGCCGCACAACGGCAAAGUCUAAGCCUCCGGAGUUCUCGUGGACGCUCGACGGGAAGGCCUUGGCCGGCGAGACCAAACCCACGCUGAGCAUAUCGCUGGCGCGGCUGGAGGGCGAGAGGAGCUUCGCGUGCGGCGCGGCAGACGGAGUCAGCCGGGAGGAGAGCGACGCUGUCCGCCCGGCGUGCGGGAGCCCGCCGUCGCCGGCGACCCUCUGCUUGCCGGCCAGAGCCGCGGCGGCGGCGGCGACGGGAGGAGCAGGCGUGAUUCUGCUGCUGCUCGGCGCUGUCGCGGCGUUGUGUCGCAGUCGCGCCCGAACGAGGGGGCUCCGUCUAAACAAAGGAGAGCCCGACCCCGCCGGCGGGGGGUAUAUGACUCUGACCCCGACGCAGGACUCUGCGCCCAAGGGACCCGAUUCCCCGCCUGGGGCCUGUUACGAGAGGGUCUCUCAGCCGGAAGCGGAGAGCGAUAACCGCCCCGCACAGCUGUCCACAGGUGUUGGAGGAGAACCUUUGCCUGUGCCAAAGCCGAGGACGAAGGCCCCCCAGACACCAAACAUCUGAAUCGGCCUCCCUUUUUUUACCAUCCUAGAAACCAACCAGGCAGUUAUUAUUAUUUCCAUUUUUGACAAAAAAGGAAAUGGCUUCACAAACUUUCCUACCGGUGUCCCCAUUUUUAACCUUCACUUAUUUGUAUUGCUUUAUUAAUCCAGCAUGUGUCUUAAUCUGUUUAAUUGAUCUGGUAUAAUGGUGUGGGUAAAAGGUUGGAGGGGAAUGUAAGGGGACAAUGCUAGAAACGUUUAAAUAAUCAUGUAUCGUUCUUAUGUUACUGGUCUCAUCCUCUUUAUGACUUCCCUGUAUGCACUUUGGUGUCAUGAAUAAACCAAUUUCCCAUUAAAA